AUGGUUCCACGAUUCGGUGCACCUAGACGCAGACAGUCGGAUUCUACCAACAACGAACCCGAGUUCCCAUCCGACAUGGGCAACCAAAAUAGCACCGGCGACGACGCUCAGAGACCGACUGACUCCGAGGGGUUUUACCCCGAUAUCUACGAUGUGCUCAAGGUCCGCUAUCUGCUGCGAUGGAAGAUAAUCCCGGAGGGGCUACCUGCGGAGAUCGUGGAUCUCAUCAUAGAUGCGGCAGAAUAUUGGCCCUCUACUGAAGCUACAUUGGGCGAAAAGAGGAUUAUCCGCCAGGACAAAGAUCAGGUGUUAGUCAGGACAGCCCCGCUGUGCUAUGAUGAAAAGACCUUGGGAAGUGACUCGCCAAAAGUACUCCCUCACCGGACUAUUCACCCAUGUCGUAAGAUUGUCUUCUCCAUCUCUUCGCAUGACCAGGGCUUUGCUAGCAGCGGGCACGGUACAUUUGACGGGUCAUAUACAUGGUUUGACGCCGAAGUUAUCCGCUCCGCGAAUUUGGCAACAUCUACCGAUGCACCCAUCCCGGAACCCGAUGCGAACGGGAUUCGGUUUGGGCAAGGUCAUCCCCUCUUAUUACCCAAAUCCAGCAAACUACAGUCUAACCGAGCCGCGGUGAGCGGAACUCAGCAUUACGAGAUCACCUGGCAUCAUCUCGACAACAUUAGGGCUGAUUCGGCGGAAGCGGAGGAAAUCCAGCAUAAUCAAGGUCGGGGAAAAGACACGCUAGAUGGGACCCAAGUCCGCACCUUGCAGGUGGGAGAUGUGAUCUCUGUCUUGGGCCGAGCACGGUUUGGAGGUUGGUCGAAUCAUGUGGAACGGCUAUCAGUGCGAGUAUUCUGGGCCGUGUAGAGUGGUUGAAGAUACCUUUCAUGGUACCCUUUAAUAAUUCCUCCCAUAGAUCAGUCACUAUGCCAAGGUACACAUAUACGUACAUACGUACGUGAUAUGGGCGGAGAGAAACUCGUGUAGAUAGAUAUGAAGGCAGGACCUUCGAGAUACGGUUGGAAAUAGUAAUUGGAGGAUGGGAUUACUAUGACUUCUGAGGAGUAUCAAGCAUGUUAUUCUCAU
This is a messenger RNA of Aspergillus alliaceus, 1086 nucleotides long. RefSeq lists its product as uncharacterized. NCBI's taxonomy places the organism in Eukaryota, Fungi, Ascomycota, Eurotiomycetes, Eurotiales, Aspergillaceae. The record is from RefSeq and is a predicted model, not a curated record. The transcript is spliced from 2 exons. Bases 1 to 867 code for a protein of 288 amino acids.